GUGUCGAAUUGUUGCAAGAAUUUGAAGUGGACGUGGGAAAGAAAACCACAGCCGUGUGUCUGACCCGCCCGACCGUCCAAAGCUGGGCUGGGGUUUUGAGCAGCGCUAGAGUCCUCACGGCGGCGCGUCCAGGGAGUGCCUUCCCAAAUUUCUUCCUCGAUUUUCGCCCGUAGACCUCCACAAUUUCCGGGGCACCGAAAUUUGCGGCUUCUUCAUUCUUCUUCCAAAUUUCCCUUGUCCUUUCGUCAUCAUAGCCGGUUCUCAUCUACCUUCUAUCUACUGUGAAUUUCUCGUGGUUCUUGUGUUUAGUCUUCCCUACAAGCGUUUGUCAUGUCGAGUGCAGUUCGUGGCACCUCUUUGAGGGCCGGCGGUGCCUGCGUCCGCUGCAGGAAGGGCAAGACGAAAUGCGUCUAUGAGAACAAUCGCGCUCCUUGCAAGAACUGCGCCAAGGGAAUGCACGAGUGUUAUCUCCCUUCAGAGAGCCUGGCGCAUCAUCACGGACAAUCGCCUGCGAGAGUUCCGCGACCUCGAGAAAGUCUGCCGGGCGAGCGAAGCGUCUCAACCGCCACUCACGAUCGCCCAGCUGCAGCGAGCCAGCCAUUGGCCUCCCGAACAGUGACCUCUAACAACGACAAACUCACACCGGAAUUAGUCCAUGAGUGUGAGAGAAUCAUCAACAAAGUUCUUCCAGCAUGUGUUGCAUUUCACAAACCGGGGUUUCUCCAGAAACUAAAAAAUGGUACACUGGAGACUAGCAUUGUGAAUGCUCUUCUAACAAUUGGAGCUCGGAGUUCUGCUCACCUGACGAGGCGUUAUGGUGGACAGGGCGGCGCCACUGCUGCUGCGGAGCAUUUUGCCGUCAAAACUAUUAGCACAAUCAUGCAGAAUCUUGACAAUCCUUUAGUAGUGGACAUUCAAGCUCUCUGCCUGCUUAUUAUACACGAAUGGGGUAGCAGAAAUGCCAUUCGGGCAUAUGUCUACCUUGGCCAGGCUGCCCGUAUGGCGCAAAUGCAUCGCAUUGUUUCCGCGCACUAUAACCCCAAGCCUGAAGCGGAGCAAUUUAUCAAGGAUGAAUCCUUCCGGCGAACGCUGUGGUUGAUCUACAUCCUUGACUGCUUUCUGACUAGCAGUCCCGGCCGUCUGCCUGCUCUUACUGCUCUCGACAUCAAGGAUAUGGCGCUACCUUGUCCCGAUAUGAGCUUCAGCUUCGGUUCCCCCGUGUUUGUCCGCACGCUGAGUGGUCAAGCUCCUCGCGACAUGCCAGAUCCAACGACGUCCUUGACUGAGGUCGGCGAAUUCGGUCAUAUUGUCAUGGCCACUCAAGCAUGGCGAAACGUCGUCGAGAUGUUGACCACCGUCGAGGUAGAGACCUUUUCGGAGCAGCAGUGUGUAACUUUAGAUAAGGAGAUUGAGGCCGUGCGUCAAGGUUUGCCGAUGCACUUCAUGGACAAGGCUGGUCACAUCAACCUUCACAUUACCAUGGGCAGCGGAUAUACCUAUGCCAUGUUGCAUUGUCUAUUGCACUGCGCAACCAUCAUGGUCAACCGGCGCCGACUUCUCCAAUACAUUAGAACCGAGGGGUUCACCGAGGAAGCUUGGAGGAAUGCACCUCACACGCAGCUUCAAGCCGUCGAUCGGGCUUUUGCGUCUGCCCACGCGAUUGUCUCCUUGCUGCUUGCACUAGACAGUGAAACCUCCAAAGACGGUCUUGUUGUUUUCCCUUUGGAGAUGUUGUUCACCUGUUUCGAAGCUGGAGCGACCGUAGCGUGGUUCAGUCUGAAAGGCUUGACUCCCGUCAAUGCCAACGAGACCUCUCGAGCACUUGUGAGGGAUGCGAUGCAUUUCUUGCAGGAAGGAACAGACUACUGGACUCUCUCCAUCCCCUGGUACCGGCACCUGUCUGUUAUGGCCAAGGUUCUUCGCAACGGCGGCCAUUAUCAGCCGCAGCCGAUGAAGAUGGAGCCUAGUCCGGCGCCAAAAGAUGACCUCAACAGCCAACCAGAUAGUAACCCCGAUGCCAUGGACUAUGAGCGGCCGCCUCCUGCUGCUCAAGACCAAUCUCAGGGUAGAGAGAGUGAGCCGCCGCGCACGUCGGGUUUCGCUGCUAUCAAUGGAGCAUCCUUGGUGAACACACCAGCAACUGCUAGCCCUCCACCAGCAGCCCCUGCAGCCCCGAAGGCUGAAUCUACCGGGGCCCCGUCGUCGGCCGGUGACACACCAGUAGAGCAAGUCCCGCAAGAGCGUACUGCCAACGAUAUGACCGCCACGGAGCUUUGCGAGGCAUUCGAGAAUCAGCUUCUUGAGCUUGAUGAUCUGGCGGCAUUCAUGGGUGGAGGUGUGUAGAUGGGCUGUUUUGUGCAAGACGAGGGAAUUUGGCCAUGUCAACAACUGACACUUUCUGAAGAUGAACCAGCUUGUGUUGUGUUCAUGGACAUUGUACUAAUCCUGCUUUUUCGGUUCAAGUGUUUUUUUAUUAUUUUUGCCGGAGUUUCGGAGUAGCAGUCAUGGUCAGCAUACGGAGCGAUCAUCUGCAUGGAGUUCAUACCCGUCAAUACGACUUGACUAUGGCUUUAGGAAUGUGGCUGUGGUCA
Truncatella angustata is the source of this 2591-nucleotide messenger RNA. RefSeq lists its product as uncharacterized. Bases 331 to 2343 code for a protein of 670 amino acids. Gene Ontology annotation, molecular function: DNA-binding transcription factor activity, RNA polymerase II-specific; zinc ion binding; DNA binding. The transcript has 4 exons. Gene Ontology annotation, biological process: regulation of DNA-templated transcription; DNA-templated transcription. Lineage: Eukaryota; Fungi; Ascomycota; Sordariomycetes; Amphisphaeriales; Sporocadaceae. Gene Ontology annotation, cellular component: nucleus. The record is from RefSeq and is a predicted model, not a curated record.